CUCAUAAUGGAGGAGGACCGCCUCUGGAAGUUCAGCAAGCCCGAGUGGCUGAACAGCGCCUGGGCUCGCAACACAGGCGUCUAUAGCGCUGGCGCUCUCUUCGCCGUAGCUUUCUACGUGAUGCUGGACUCGGCAGUCUGGUCGGGAUCGACGAUGAACGCCUCCGAUGUCCACGUCAAAUUCGUCGACUGGCUCCCCCUCAUCUUCUCCAGCUUGGGAAUGCUCAUCAUCAACUCGGUCGAGAAGCAGCGCCUGAGCGCGGAUUCGUUCAGCUACAGCGGCUCCGGCGUCGCAUGGAAGGCCCGCGUCGUCCUCUUCCUCGGUUUCGCUGCGCUGGCUGGCGGGAUGGCCGGCGGUGUGACCGUCUUUGUGCUCAAGUUCGUUGUUCCGGGAGUACAGAUGCCGGCCCUUAGCAUGGGCAUUGAGAACGUCGUUAGCAAUGCGCUCGUCGGACUCAGCUCGGUUGUUCUCUGGGUGAGCCAGAACAUGGAGGACGAGUACUCCUACAACCUCUCUCUGUAG
Clonostachys rhizophaga is the source of this 522-nucleotide messenger RNA. The record is from the annotation of a GenBank genome assembly. Lineage: Eukaryota; Fungi; Ascomycota; Sordariomycetes; Hypocreales; Bionectriaceae.